Messenger RNA from Vanrija pseudolonga, 2004 nucleotides. It is a transcript of the gene CCT1, whose product is annotated as Choline-phosphate cytidylyltransferase 1. The transcript is spliced from 4 exons. Gene Ontology annotation, biological process: CDP-choline pathway. NCBI's taxonomy places the organism in Eukaryota, Fungi, Basidiomycota, Tremellomycetes, Trichosporonales, Trichosporonaceae. The record is from RefSeq and is a predicted model, not a curated record. Gene Ontology annotation, molecular function: phosphatidylcholine binding; choline-phosphate cytidylyltransferase activity. Gene Ontology annotation, cellular component: nuclear envelope. Bases 460 to 1806 code for a protein of 448 amino acids.
CACAUCCGGAACGCGCAAGGAACUCUGGCGGCACUGCUGCUGCAUACUGCACUUGAUCGGCUACAGGACCAGGUUUCACCCCACGCCGUACGACUUUCACCCGCGUCGUCGCCUCCCUCUCGCCGCUCAACGCAAAGUGACCCUCUUGUACACUCCCCCGGUGAUAACAAGCAUCGAGCCGUGCAACAACCAAACUCGGCCUUUUGCACGACACGACACGCAGGUAGCAGCGACGACGACGACGACGAAAAGACUCUGAAAGACGGCCCGACCGCGUGACGAAAGCCACCAAGCAGCAGCAGCGACCACGGACCUCCCUAAUUUCAGCCUAGCACCAAACGAACACGAGACUCUGCAGCAGCAGGUAGUUAGCAGCGGCACGCUGGCACGCACGACCUUGGCCUCUUGGAAAAACAAACGACGCUCACUUCGCACCCUCCCAUACUCACCCAACACACAAUGUCCGCGCCCGCAGCACAGCCAAAGCGGCACAGGCGCUCCGACGGCCGCGUCGAGGGCAGACGCUCGACCCGCGACCCCGACAGCUCGCAGGACGCCAGCGAGGAGGACAACGACGUUUCCGACGUCGCUUCCUCGAUCAACGCGCCAUCGCUGACGCCUUCGGUGGCGUCGUCGCCGCGCCUCAACCCCCCAGCAUCUGGCAAUGGGCCGACAUCAGCCUCGCGCGGCAACGUCCCCCUCCCCCCGCUUCCUCUGCCCCUCGGCGUGGCGCUCAACCCCCUGCUGCGCCGCAAAGAUGCCAAGGACUGGACUGACGAGGGCCUCGAGUCGCCUACAUAUGACGGCGACAUUGAGAGCUCGUCGACCAUCGGCACGCCGAUCCACGCAAACCACUCGCACAACCACGCACUCGGCCACCAGCGCCGCUCGUCCUCGCCGUCCCCGCAGGGCCCAUCAACAACGUCCCCAGGGUACCCUCUUGGCCGGGCGCCUACCCCCAAGGCGUCGCGUGCCAAGCUCGUGCCCGACAUCCCACCCCCGCUCGGCAACCACCCAGGCGACGUGCCCGUGGCCGAGUCUGAAUCACUCGCCAACCCGUACCGCCACCACGAGCAAAAGUCGACUGGGAACAAGGCUGUGAGCGCCGCUGGCCCGCUCAGGAUGUACACGCGUCCCGUCGAGCUUGGCGAGGACAACAUUCGUGCGUUUGUCCAGCGCGCUAUCGACGGCCGUGGCGAGGAGGACGGCGUCGACCGCUGGUGGAAGACGUCGCCCCCACCAUCAGACCGGCCAGUGAGGAUCUACGCCGACGGCGUGUACGACCUGUUCCACUUUGGCCACGCGCUGCAGCUGCGCCAGGCCAAGCUGUCGUUCAACAAUGUCCACCUCAUUGUCGGUGUCUGCUCGGACGCGCUGUGCGCAGGCCACAAGUCGGCCCCGGCCAUGACGCAUGCCGAGCGCUGCGAGGCGGUGCGCCACUGCCGCUGGGCCGACGAGGUGUUCCCCGACGCGCCGUGGGUCGUCGACCAGGACUUUAUCGACAAGUACGAGAUUGACUACAUUGCGCACGACGAGCUCGUCUACCCGUCCAAGGACAUGGAGGAUGUGUAUGCGUUCGCCAAGGGGCAGGGCAAGUUCCUGCCCACGCGCCGGACGCCGGCGAUUUCCACGUCGGACCUGCUCGAGCGCAUUGUGCGCGGGUACCGUGAUGGCUUCUUCGACUCCAAGCUUGAGAAGAAUGGCCAGAUCGAGCUGCUGGCCGCUGAUGUCGACUGGGACUCGGACAAGAGCGUCGAGCGCCGCCAGCGCCGGGCUGCUGCCGCCAAGAAGAGCAGCAAAGCUUAGAGGAAGGAUCCGGUUAUCGAGUUGGGUUGGGUUGAAUGAGGUACUAGUUGGGACUUGGGCCGCGUCGCUGUCACUGCGGCUGUCGCCGCUGCCACUGCCGCCGCCUCAUAUACAAUGGUAAUUCUUUGCGCUCAGACAUUCCCGCCAUGCCCGCCGCCGCUAUGGCUUGCUUGGCUUGUGACUAUCCUACUGCAUGCA